AUGUUGCCCCUCCAGUUCUCGCCUCUUCUCUCUGACCAAGACUUUGUGUUUGGUCCUGGCCCCCUCAGCUCCCAAGGGGAAGGCAUCAGAACUUUACCGAUUCCAGGAGUUCUUUGUCCAACAUGCGCCGCCAACGGCAGCGAGGUCUGGGUCAUCCCGGGGCGGCAGUGCGGCUACUGCCGCACCCCUGCCCCUGAUGAAGAUUCCUGCGAUGGUGACCACGACCAUUGA
Molecule: messenger RNA, 231 nt
Organism: Podospora anserina S mat+
Lineage: Eukaryota; Fungi; Ascomycota; Sordariomycetes; Sordariales; Podosporaceae
Exons: 2
Coding region: 1-231 (76 amino acids)
Source: RefSeq, a predicted model, not a curated record